CAGGAUCGCAGAAAACACCAGCAACACAAAGCCAUCCAGACCAGAAGGGCGUCUCGGACCUGUGGUUUUCCAUACGGCGAAAGGCUUUCGGUUUCCUCUAUCGCGUUUUCCUCACUUAACAGAUUCCUCUGCUGCUCGAUCCGCCACCGAGAACCAUGAGUGACGAUGGAGAGAAGACAUGUCCUCUCUGCGCUGAAGAGAUGGACUUGACAGAUCAGCAGUUGAAGCCUUGCAAAUGUGGUUAUGAGAUAUGUGUAUGGUGUUGGCAUCACAUAAUGGACAUGGCUGAGAAGGAUGAUACAGAAGGGCGGUGCCCGGCAUGCCGCACACCCUAUGACAAAGAAAAAAUUGUAGGAAUGGCGGCCAACUGUGAAAGGUUGGUCGCUGAAAUCAAUUCGGACAGGAAACUGAAGUCACAGAAAGCAAAACCAAAAACUUCUGAAGGAAGGAAGCACCUUAGCAGUGUUAGAGUAAUUCAGCGGAACCUGGUGUACAUAAUUGGGAUACCUUCUAAUUUAGCAGAUGAAGAUCUUCUUCAGCGCAAGGAGUAUUUUGGGCAAUAUGGCAAGGUUCUAAAGGUGUCUAUUUCUCGGACAGCAGGGGGUGUUAUUCAGCAUUCUGCGAACAACACUUGUAGUGUAUAUAUUACUUACUCAAAAGAGGAGGAAGCAGUUAGAUGUAUUCAAUCAGUACAUGGUUUUGUCUUGGAAGGUAGACCAUUGAGAGCAUGCUUUGGAACCACAAAAUACUGUCAUGCAUGGUUGAGAAAUGUGCCUUGCACCAAUCCAGAUUGUUUAUAUUUGCAUGACAUUGGUACACAAGAAGAUAGUUUUACAAAGGAUGAAAUAAUUUCAGCCUAUACAAGGAGUAGAGUUCAACAAAUUACGGGUGCCACAUAUAAUUUGCAAAGGCGUUCAGGGAAUGUGUUACCUCCUCCAGCUGAUGACUACUGUAAUAGCAGUGCCACUUCUUCGGCCAAACCUAUCAUCAAAAGUGCCCCCAGUAAUCCUGUGAGCCAGGUCAAAGGUUCCCCUCCUAAUGGUAGUUCUGGAAGAUCUAUAGCUCUUCCCGCAGCCGCAUCAUGGGGUACGCGGGUUACAAAUGGUCGGCCUCCAGUGCCAAGCGUGGUGUCUUCCAAUGGGCCUGCAAGACAAAAGCCUGAUGCAUUUAAUGGUUUAUCAGUGCUUCCUCCAGUGGUUACAAACACAAUUCAGACUUCUAUAUUGCACAAUGAUGUAGGAAAGAAAUCAAUGGUUAUGGAAGAAGGUCAUUCAACACUUCCUAUUGGUAGAUCAGAAGCACUGGACAUAUCUGAGCAAUAUGUUCUCAGAGAUAGUUGUAUACCUGUAUCGGAUAAACUUGUAUAUGUCCAAGAGACAGCUCCAUCUACUUACAGCGACCGCUUGUCUCCGUCAGCAUCCAAGGAUAAAGAUAGGGGGGAUGCUGUGCCACCAAAUGAGCAAAACUCUGUAGACCUUGACAGACGGUCUUGUAAUUCUACUCCAGCUAAGGAUGGGAAUAGUGCUAUAAGUGCAAACAUCCAGAAUAUAUGCUCGGGGUUGUUCUCUAUGAACAUUGAAAGCAAACCUGGUAUUGAGAUCUCUGACCCCAUAAGAUCUAAUGGUUCAGUUUCAGAGCAUACUGAAUUCAGGUUGUCUGGAAAUCAAGGUUUAGAACCUCAUUCUGAUCAAUUCAGAGAACCUUUAACAAUGCAGCCCUCGAGGAUAGCUGCCACAACGUUAGAUAGUUGGUCUGGUUCGGGUGAACAACCUGAUUGGAGAUUGGAAUCACGGGCACAAUUUUUGCCAGAUGUAGGCAGUAAAGUUGAAGAGGAUAUAAUAGCUUUGGGUAGUCAAAGACUAAAUGUUUUAGAAGGUGUCAGUUGUCCAUCAUAUCUGCCUUCUUCACAUAAUCCACCCAAGAUCACAAAUCAUUAUAGCGGAUCUUCUUGGCAACAGAGUGAAACAUCUAGUAAUAGGAAUCUUGGUAAUGCAGAUGAUACAAGAACUGUAAAUACAAGAGUUGAUGAAUCCUAUAUUCCAUUUAAGUCUGGUGGUUCAGUAUUAUCAAAUGGAUGUAAUGUGAACAAAUUUGGCAGCUCCAUUGAAAAUGUGAUGUUUGAACAUUCAAAUGCGUUCUCAAAUGUAGAGAAAGGGAGCUUUUCGGGAAGAAACAAUAAUGAUGUUGGAAAGAAUGCAGCUUUGGAUAUGGGAGAGAGCAGCAUUAUCUCAAAUAUCUUUUCAGUGGACUUUGAUCCUUGGGAUGACUCAUUGACCUCACCACAUAAUUUAGCUGAAUUGUUGAAUGAACCUGAUAAACAACAGGGUUCUCUUAAAAUGUCAAGUUCAUGGAAAGCACAAAACAGCAAUCAAUCAAGAUUCUCAUUUGCUAGACAGGAUGAUUUUGCAAAUGAAGGAGCUGACUUGGAGCCUUCUUUCAAUACAUUUGGGUAUAUGACAAAGAAUUAUACUGAACCCCAGGGUUCACUGGAAAACAGAGAUCAUUUCUUUGACAAACUUCGCAAUGGUUUUUCGUCUGACGUUUUUGAGGAAUCUGAUUAUCAUCCCAGCAACCAUUCACCUGUCUCUUCUAAUAAGCUUUCUGCUGCUUUUAGAGCUCAAAUUUCAGUACCACCAGGAUUCACAGUUUCAAGCAGGGCUCCUCCUCCCGGUUUCUCUUCUCAAGAGAGAAUGGACACAUCUUUCGAAGCUACUUCUGGGAAUCAUCUACUUCAAAGCUCUUCUUUCAGAAAUCAGUAUCAGGCCCCACCAACUGGAAAUAUUGGCAGUAGCAUUGGAGAUGUUGAAUUUAUUGAUCCUGCAAUAUUGGCUGUUGGCAAGGGCAGGCUGCCGAAUGGGAUAAAUAGUUCAGGCUUAGAUAUGAGACCAGGUUUUUCUCCACAGGUUACUCCGGAAAAUGAUGCAAGGUUUCAGUUGUUGAUGCAGCAUUCAAUCUCUACUCACCAGAUGCAGCAUUCCAUCUCUACUCACCAGAUGCAGCAAUCCAUUUCCACUCAUCAGAACGUCAGAUUUGCUGACCAUAUUGGCGACAGGUUCUCCUGGAGUGAUGCUUAUAGUAUUCCUACAAGGAUUUUGGAACAACCACAAGCUAGUAACCUGGCCCCUUAUGCACAGCUGUCUCUCCAACAGUCCAGAAAUGCGCGUUUUCCAAAUGGCCAUUGGGAUGCUUGGAAUGAGGUACAGAACAGUAGUGACCUGGGUAUGGCAGAGAUUCUGAGAAACGAGAGACGGGGGUUCAACAAGUUUUUUCCUGGUUACGAGGAUUUGAAGUUUAGGAUGCCAAGUUCAGCUGAUAUAUACAACAGAGCAUUUGGGAUGUGAUCUAUAUUCGAGAUGUAACUUUUCUUUAGCUGGCUUUGGUUUCCUUUAUACAGAGCAGGUUUGACCAUGUGCCUAACAACAAUAUAUGCUCUGGAGUUGAUUCUGGUUUGAUUAAGCAGUUCUCUCUGUUAGAGGAAGCUUGGAGAAAGAUUGAAUGAGCUCUCCUACAUCUUGGUUACAGAAUGUUGAUGACUUCGGGUUCUAGAUUUUGGCAGCUGAGGAGCAAUUUUAUCUCUUAAAAAUAAUGUGUCCUCAUGCAUACCCACAUGCUUUGGAUCAGGACCCUGUUUAGCAAGGGAUUCUACUCGGCCUAAAAGCGGAAAAGAUUUGGAUGAAUGCAACCUCUUAUUUUUUCUGUGUUCAUUUGGAUGGCAAAAGACACUAUCUACUGUCAUUGCAUGGAAUCUUCCUUUCAGAUGAUAAUGAAUUGAUCUUGCUGGUCAUUGGUCUAGUUUAUCUCUUAGGGGGUGGCCUAAUCUGAGGUGUAGUGCUGGUGUCUUGUCUGAACGUCAGACCAACUUGUGGGCCUAUAACCCAUGGCGUGUGCUCUCUGUAUUGUUUGUGCUACUAUAUAAAUGUGUGUUUUCUGAUGGGCAGGUAAGCUGUAAUGGGAACCUUUGCUUGAUGGUGCCAUGGGGUACAGGUUCACCGCCAGAGGGGAUUAUUAUGAUCACACUUGAAAGAGUGAAAUUUGAGCUGUUGAAGUCGCAUAACUGAAGAACAGAAUCUGGAAAAUUUGUUCAUUUGUUCAUAGUGCUUGAAAAUUUGUUUGGAUUAUGAUUCGAGAAAGAAAUUGACAAAAAUGUUCAUACUAUGUCCUUUUCUUCAUUUACCUUUAAAUAGAAGGGCAUUCUUGAGCUUUGUAUACA
Messenger RNA from Telopea speciosissima, 4210 nucleotides. RefSeq lists its product as uncharacterized. The record is from RefSeq and is a predicted model, not a curated record. Bases 156 to 3341 code for a protein of 1061 amino acids. Gene Ontology annotation, cellular component: CCR4-NOT complex. Gene Ontology annotation, molecular function: ubiquitin-protein transferase activity; RNA binding. NCBI's taxonomy places the organism in Eukaryota, Viridiplantae, Streptophyta, Magnoliopsida, Proteales, Proteaceae. The transcript is spliced from 14 exons. Gene Ontology annotation, biological process: protein ubiquitination.